Molecule: messenger RNA, 2566 nt
Organism: Gordionus sp. m RMFG-2023
Lineage: Eukaryota; Metazoa; Nematomorpha; Gordioida; Chordodea; Parachordodidae
Product: T-box-containing protein 2-like
Exons: 7
Coding region: 36-2318 (760 amino acids)
Biological process (GO): positive regulation of DNA-templated transcription; cell fate specification; heart development
Cellular component (GO): nucleus
Molecular function (GO): RNA polymerase II cis-regulatory region sequence-specific DNA binding; DNA-binding transcription factor activity, RNA polymerase II-specific
Source: RefSeq, a predicted model, not a curated record
UAGGAUUUAAUAAUGGUUAGAUAUUUUAAAACCAUAUGCGCUAUCGAAUGAAUUCUUCUCACUUCCAAUAUGGCAAUUAUUGGCUUAACAAAUUAUAUCCCACUACCAAUGAUUCUAUGCUAAAAAAAUUAGAUCCAUAUCUUCUCCCGGAUCUACCCAUCAACGCCUUCGAUGAGAGAACUACCAUUUCCAAACAAGCAUCCUCCACAUUCAACAUAACCUCUCAACUGAGUUCUAAGGCAAACGCGUUUUCCAUAGAGGCCCUAAUUUUUGGUAGUAAUUGCAAAAUCAUGAAUACCCAUGAAAAUCGUUUAAACCAUUAUAGAACAAACAAAUCCAUAGAUACAUCUCCCAGCCAAACACGAGUAUUCUGCUCUUCAAAGGUCUACGAUAGAUCUAUGAUAUCCUCGACAGCACACAAUAAGAAAUCUAAUUUUACAAAUAUCUCUGCUAAUAUGAGGUUUAAAAGGAAACCCAUUUUUCAUAAUUAUGAUUCUAAUAAUGAUGAUAACAAAAAUGAGAAUGUUGUUAAUAUAACUAAGAAAACGUAUUCUUAUGUUAAAUACAAUAAGCGUUUCGCAAAAAAUCCUCUUAAACAUCAGAUCAAAAGAUGCAAAUACGGGGAAACGGGACAUUUGGACGAUAUUCCCUUACAAGAAAAAGAUAACCGCAGCUUAAAAGUCUCGCCUUUUGGGUGCUAUGAAAAAUCACUUUCCGACGAAAAAUCAGACCCAAUAAAAAUAUUGACAUACAACAAAAAUGAUAUUUCCCCCGAAUUUAGGGAUAAAUCUAAAACAAGCAUAAAACCCGAAAAUUAUAGCGAUCUUGGUAACAUUACGAGUAAUGUACGGACGAUUGAAAAAGAUUGUAGUCGAGUUAAAUGCCGAUGCGAAGAUUGUCUUGGAAAUUAUAGGAAAAGCUGCGACCAAAAUAAUGAAAUAUCAUCGCAUGAUCUCAAGGAAUACGAGAUUCCGAGCAAUAAUUACGAAAGUAUCGCAGAUAAAGGGAGAGACGUUAAAUCGCCCUUGUUGUCUCCGGCCUUCAAAGUUACUCAAGAACUUCUAGAUUCUACUUCUCCGCUUAUGAAGGCAGUAAAAUGCAAACUGGAAUCGGAGGAUUUAUGGAAAAAAUUUCACACUCUGGGCACGGAAAUGAUAAUCACCAAAACGGGAAGGAGAAUGUUUCCAACGAUAAGGGUCAAUUUUAGCGGGCCUGGAAUAAAACCUCAAAGCAAAUAUUUAGUGUUAUUGGAUAUAGCUCCCGUCGAUAACAAACGUUACAGAUACGCGUAUCAUAGAUCAUCUUGGUUGGUCGCUGGAAAGGCCGAUCCUAUAGUAAAUGAUAGGAUUUACGUUCACCCCGAUUCCCCCUUUACUGGAGAACAGUUGGGCAAACAGAUUGUAUCCUUCGAAAAGCUUAAAUUAACCAAUAAUGAAACGGAUAAAAAUGGACAUAUAAUUCUAAAUUCUAUGCACAAAUACCAACCUAGAUUACAUUUAAUCUUGUGCAACAAUAAUAAUUAUACAUUCGAUCCUUUAAAAACUCCCUUGAAGGAUAGAGUUCGUAAAACCUUUAUUUUCAAAGAAACCAUCUUUACUGCCGUUACAGCUUAUCAAAAUCAAUUGAUUACAAAAUUGAAAAUAGAUAGUAACCCAUUCGCUAAAGGAUUUAGGGAUUCUUCGCGAAUAAAUGAUUUUGAAAGGGAUGGUUUUGAUUCCUUUUUCCAUCACGACUCUAUUCGCAGACAACUUUUUUACGGCCAACCCGAAAAAUCUUUGCAAUAUUUCAACCAUUAUCUUAUCAAUCCCGCCUAUAAGGACUACGUAAAGUACCAACAUUCCAUAUCAGAACGAAUGUUUAAGAAUUGGCAUAAUAGCAUGUUCACUAAUCCGAACUUAUUCCUCUCGAUCUACUCUCCUAAUGCUAAUAUGACGGAUAUCCCUUAUCACACAUCCUUCGCCCCUCAAAUAGCUUCCGAUGGAAGCUUAACUAUUACUACCACAAUAACACAUCCUAAAAAUAAUAUCAAUUUUAAAGAAAAUCUCUCAAAUUGCAAAACAAAUCCCCUUAUUUUUUCAAAAGACAGUGUAAUGUCAGAUGAGUCAAAUGAUCCUGAUGAAGAACAACACACUCAAAAUGGUCUAAACAAAUCGAAUGAUAAAAAUCUGGAAUCAAAUAAAAUCCGAUUUGACCCAUACGAGUAUACUUCAAGGAACUCGCCCAACUCUGACAUUUCGCCUAUAUUUAAUCACAGAAAUGCACUUAACAAAUGGAAUACAGACAGUUCUUACAAAUAUCAUUCGACCUUUCACCCUUAAUAAUGUGUUAUAUUAUAUACUUGUAAAAACUAGAGAUAAUAUUUAAUUUAUUUUAUAUUUAAAUUUAAAAUGUUAAUUAUUUUCUUUAAAAUGGCACUACAUUGCAAUAGUGUAUAAGUAUAUUAUGUAAUAUAUUAUAUUAUAUUAGAAUAAAUUUGUACACAUGUAUAAUUUAUACUAAACUUUCUAAUUAUAUACUUUAUUUUUUAAAAGAUGUUAUUUUACAAAUUUAGAAAAAUUUAUUCUUA